AUCUUUGUUGCCUUUCCUCCAACAGAGUGCUUCGUGUGUGAUAAAAUGGCGUCCAUUUGCAAAAUUUCACUUAUCGUAGAACAUAAGAUAACCAUGUUACAUCCAAAAGCAGGAAAAGUUAUCCCGUACGGAGGUAAACUCUAUCCAUACGAUAUUGACUUGAAAACAGCAACUAAAGAAGACAUAAUUCCUAAUGAUGAGGUUAUUAUUGCAAACGGCAUUCAGAAACCUUUAGUAGUUUUCAACGGGACUCUUCCAGGACCAGAUAUAAUAGUUUAUGAGGGACAAACCUUGUUUAUCAAGGUUACAAAUAAAUUGCCGUCGGAAAUUCUUGGCAUACAUUGGCAUGGAAUGCAUCAAAGAAACACACCCUUUAUGGAUGGGGUACCAUUUGUAACACAGUGCCCCAUUCUUCCUGGACAAUCAUUUACAUACAAAUUUCAGGCAUAUCCGAAAGGAACAUUUUGGUACUAUUCCACUGCAGGAUCUCAGAGAAUUAAUGGAGCGUUUGGGGCUUUAAUUGUUCGCCCCAAAUUAGAAGAUGAUCCUGAACAUAUCCUUCAAGUUCAAGACUGGUAUGACGGGCAGCAUGAAACAGAUGUUUCACCUAUGGCAAGUUCUCUGUAUAUUGACACAUUUAAUUCACCAAAAAAAUCUACUGAAGGCACCUUCUCACCCGAUAAUGCUCUUAUAAAUGGCAGAGGAGGAGGAAAAUCAAUUCCAUUCCACGUGUUUAUAAUUAGAGUCCAUAAAUCUGAGACAUCUAAUCCGUUCCGUACAAUAAAUGUUGGAGCAACUUUACCAUUUCGAAUUUCUAUUGAUGGUCACACAUUAAGAAUAAUAGGAUCGAAUGGAUACAGCAUCAAGUCCCUAUCUGUCGAUUCCUUUAUCAUUUACCCUGGAGAGAGGAUUGAGUUUACUGUAAAAAGAAUAAACCCGGGGAUACAAAACUUCUGGAUAAGAGCUGAAGCUAUAGAAACAGUUAAUAAAGUUGAGGUGCGAGCUAUAUUAAGAUACAAAGGGGCUCAUGCAGUACACCCUAAUACAUCGAAAAAAUUUUGCACAUUGAAAGAUUUAUGUUUGGUGUUUAAUUGUCCAUUCAAACAUUAUCCAGAAGAGCGAAACACAAAAUGUAUAACAAUUGAUCAAGCAGAUUCCAGAGAGCCGUCUAUUUUUCCACAGUUAAUAAGUAAACGUCACUUUAAAGAAUACUUUUUAAACUUUAGAUUUUCUGGAACAGCAGCAGCCUCUAUAAAUGGCAGACAGUUUCUGUUCCCACAAGGCGCAGCCCUGACACAACCAAAUAGCAUUACCAAACCCUGCACCAAAGCCCAGUGCAGUGAGGAAAAACUAUGUCAGUGCACCAAUUCUUUAAGCCUUUAUCAUAAUGAAACAGUGCAUUUGGUUCUAACAAAUUUUGGUUUGGGGAACGGAUUGGCGAAUCCAAUACAUUUGCAUGGACAUUCUUUUGAGCUUUUGAAAAUGGGAUUUCCGGUUACUGACAAAACCAAUGGGAAUAUCAUUUCUCCGAAUAAAGACAUUAAAUGUAAACGAAACAUACAAAUUUCCAAAGAAAUGACCCUCUGUAGUGACGUAGUUUGGAGUGAUUCAUCCUGGCAUAACGGCAAUGCCCCGGGGCUUAACCUUAAGAAUCCCCCUAACAAGGAUACAGUCAUUAUUCCCAGUGGUGGAUAUGUGGUCAUUAGGAUUAGAGCUAACAAUCCGGGUCUGUGGCUAUUGCACAGCCUUGUUGACCAUCAAUUUCCUGGAAGCAUGUCAAUUCUGCUGAAUGAAUCUUUUCCAUAUAUUACCGAACCUCCUAUGAACUUUCCUAAGUGUGGCAAUUUUUAUGACAUUCCUACUCCAUUGCAUUAAAUUAUUAUAAUGUUUUUGUAAUGUCGGUCAACCUCCUAAUUCAGUGUAUUAUAUUCUUUUAAUACUUUGUCGACUGCUGAGUAGUUUGUAAUUUUGAUGUUUGAUAUUUGUAAGCUAAACAAGAUUUGAACAAA
Molecule: messenger RNA, 2009 nt
Organism: Saccostrea echinata
Lineage: Eukaryota; Metazoa; Mollusca; Bivalvia; Ostreida; Ostreidae
Exons: 1
Coding region: 46-1875 (609 amino acids)
Biological process (GO): iron ion transport
Cellular component (GO): plasma membrane
Molecular function (GO): oxidoreductase activity; copper ion binding
Source: RefSeq, a predicted model, not a curated record